Sycon ciliatum is the source of this 4150-nucleotide messenger RNA. Its product is annotated as trafficking protein particle complex subunit 10-like. Gene Ontology annotation, cellular component: TRAPPII protein complex. The transcript is spliced from 24 exons. The record is from RefSeq and is a predicted model, not a curated record. Lineage: Eukaryota; Metazoa; Porifera; Calcarea; Leucosolenida; Sycettidae. Gene Ontology annotation, biological process: early endosome to Golgi transport; intra-Golgi vesicle-mediated transport. The coding region runs from base 219 to 3533 and encodes 1104 amino acids.
UAACCCCCCGGGGUUGUAGUACUACUCCCUGCUUCAUCGUAUGGUCGAAGACUGAAGAGAAAUGUAAUAGUUACAUUGAUUUUGUCAGAUUUGAGUUCCACCUAUACCAGGAAGAUGCAGUAUUCCUCUUUGGAUUGGUGAAGCUGAGGUGCUAGGAGUAUGAGCUGAUUGGAAACCACGAUUGAUCUAGGGAAGCCUGGAGAGGUCUCAAGGAAACUAUGGAUCUUCGCCCGAAUAUAACUUAUUGGGGAAGUGUGGACACGGCUAAGCCUCUGCAAGAUCGUCUCCAGACAUGGCUGCCACAAGAUGCAGUGGAGUUCCAAAGGUCGUAUGGUCGAGGUACACGGCAGGUCAAGAUUCGGCCCAAUUUCGUCUUUUUCCAACCAACAUUGGCGCUAUUUGAGCCACAGGGUCGUCUUCCAGUUGGCCUUCAUCAGAUACCUGUUCUGCACCUAUUCUGGAUCGGCGAAACGGAUAUCAACUCUUUCAUCAAGAAUGGUAACCGUGAUAGCCUUAUUCAAUGGCUGAAGCUGCUCCACGACAACAACUGUCCAAACUACGUCAUCGUAGUUGUCGAGGAGGUGAAAAAAGCCGGCAAGAAUGCUACCAUCUACGACAAGAUCAAGAGCGAGUUUUGUGCCAAGCAGCCAACCAGGUGUUGCUCUGUGCGUGUGGUGCCCGGCGGCAUUUCGUCGGCCGAGUCGCCGUCGUUCACCGCGCUAGUGGUGCGCGUGCGCCAGCAGAUCGUGCAGGCGCUGUCCAAGCUGAUGCUGCGCUCCGAGGACUACGUGCGCGAGCGGCGCGAGCAGUGUCGCACGUCACGCUGGCACUACUCCGAUCAUUUCCUACUGCAGGAGCAACUUGCCUUUCUGCUUGAGAUGUGGGGCUGCUUGAAUGAGAGUCUGGUGCAGUAUGAUGAGCUGGAUGCUAUCCUGUCACAGUUCAUCAACAACACCUCAGCUGGCGAAAUGCAGUCGUGGUUGGAGGACAUCUGUAUACCGGCUGAGGAGUUUGCCGGAGUACCGCUGGGCAAGACGACGUCGGUCAAAUAUCGGGAGCUGCUCAAGUCGCGCGGGGCAUCGCUGCUCGAUAUUCGAAACCACCUGUUCAUGCGCCAGUCGGCUCUUCUGUGCGAGAUGGGUCGUGGUGUGGAGGUGGCCAAGCGAGCGCUGCCGUUCCUUCAUGCGACGCUACGCGAGAUCGACGCGAUGCGGAUCGAUAAUGUUCCUGGUGUGACGGAGAGCUGGGUGUACCUGUCAUGUUUUCAGGUGUCGAAUCUGAUCGACAAGCUUCUGGCUCAGUCGACCAAUGACCCGGAGCAGGUCUCCCUGCUCACUCUCAACAAAGCGAGGCUCAUGCACUAUGCACAGCGAAAGCUAUAUCAGCUGGCCUCACUUGCGGGCCUUACUAAAGAGAAGGUCGCCGAGGAGAAACGCGUCGACGUGGCACGACUAAUAACUGGCUGCAUCGCACAAGCUGACGAUGAGGAAUCCACGGCCCCGUCGCGUCUGUGCAAGGCGCUCUGCUCCAGCGAGGAGUUCACGAGUCACUAUGUGGAGCUGUCCAAUAUGGCACGUGCACUGUUCAUCCAGCAAGGUCGACACAGACAGGCUUCUAUCGUGUGUGUUGAGCUGGCAAAGUAUUUCGUUCAGUUCAAGGAGUAUGCGCAGGCAGAGCCACUACUAAUGGAAGCGUGUUCGGGAGCCUGCAGCAGUCUGCUUCCCAGCAUCAUGGCGCAGAACCUGGAGCUGCUGGCGGAGUGCUGGCUAGCGCUGGGCAAGACUCAGAAAUAUUUGGUGGCCUGCUCUGUCCUAGCCUCUAGCAAGACACCACUGUCGGUGGAGAAGCGUGAGAAGUACCUCUCCCUACUGGAGACAGCCAGCACAACCAGCAACGAGGAGGCAUUGGGUCCUGUAGCAAAGGACAGUGCUGACGGAGAUGUGCCCAGUGUAUCAUCAGGAAAAGUAAGCAACAAGCUGAUUCUGCCCGGCAAGCCACUGGUUGUGAUCGGUGGUAUCACCACCACCACACCGGAAGUGCGCCCUCGCCAACCGAUAACCGUCUGUAUGACCGUCGUGUCGACCGCAACCAGGGAUUUACAAUGUCCGAGUGUGACAUUGCAGAUGCACUCGCUGCGCAGCGUGCGGCGCUUCACGGCGGCCAUGUCCAACCCCAGUGUCUCACCGAGGGCGGUGGCGUCGACGGCCAGACACCCGCGACGGAGCACGAUUGUGUUCGACGACAUGCACGACGUGUCGAUGAGCGGCGCAGAGUCGGCUUCAUCUUCUCCGCCAGUGAUGCUUGAAGAGAUGAAGGAUGAUCCGAUGUCUCCUGAUACCGUUCGUAGCGAACACUUCACCAGGGGUCCCGAGGAGUUUGAGUUUCUCUUUUCCAGUCAGCCGUCCGACUCCUUCAAGCGCAUGCCUAGCUGUAGCAGUCGAGAUCUCAUCCUGUCGGCAAGUGAUGUUGUGCUGCGCCCUGGCGCUAAUCUCGUCGAGUUGACGUCGCAGAGCACCAUCGUCGGGCAUUUAACGGCGGCGUCCGCUCAGCUCGACCUCGGUCAGGUGCGGCUAGCGUACAUCCUCUCGCAGUCUCGUAGUGCCAUGUUCCCAUCGGCACAGACCAUUGGGUCACUCUCGUCCACGGCUGAUAGCAGUGUACUGGCUUUGGAUGUGGUACCCGCCGAGCCCAGUUACUCUAUAGACCUACAGCUAGCAUCAGGUGAGAAUCGUUUACUUUUCGCGGGUACCAAAGAGUCGCUGUUACUGAAUGUGAGCACGGCUGAUGACGUCAUUGAACACUUUGUCUCGCUGAUCCUGACACCAGUGGAUGGAAUGACCAUCUGUCUCGAUGAGACGGUGGAAGCCAGGCUCGUUUGUCGGCAAACAGGUAAAGAGGAGGAUGUCACGCUAAAGUGGUGCGAGUCAAAAGGCAGAGCCGUGGUGUUCACAAUGCCGUCGCUGUCGCCACACUCCUGUCUCACCAUCCCUAUCAGUCUGGACCUGGACAGGUCGGUGAUGAGAGAUGCGGAGAGUGCGGCGCCCGCAGGGAAUGCUCCGCGCAAGGCUAAGAUGUUACCGACAGUAACUCGCGAGGUGUUGGCAAUAUUGGACGAUUCAGCUGUGGAGUUUACAGAGCGCAUUUGCUGUUCGAUCUGUACAGCGCUGGAGUUUUCCCAUACAGCACACUCAACACCGCAAGGGGUGCUACUCUCACUCUCCACGACAAGUAACAGUAGUUGCCCGCUGGCUGUGGAGAUGCGAGUGUGCUGGUGUGAGGGUGAAGAGCAACUGCAAACAUUCCAGUCUGAACAGUCAGUCAUCAAGACCACUCUGUUGUACCAGGGUGUAUUUGCGUCACUGUGGACACUACCCCAAUAUGGUAAACCCAAUGCAAAGGACAUCUCUGGUAAAGUCAAGGUAUUGGCCACGUACACGACGGUUGUCGAUCAGGGAAACGGAGCGGAGUCUAGCCGGAAUGGUCCAGCUAACACUGCCAGCACCACCACAAACCAGAUGACGUUCUUCCUAUAGUCCUAAUCCUGUACUCACAGUUAAACAAGCAUGUACCUGAGGAGUAAGGUGCAGGGCGUCACUAUCCAACAUGGCCUCUUGCUGAAGCCGCUUCCGAUGGCUUUUUGUCCGCCAUGUGUCUGCAGAAUACCCUGUUUCCAGAGACUUCACGAAAAAUUACUAUUUAUUCACCCGCCGUGCAUGCCCCAGUCACCAGCAUGGCUGGAACGACAAUACUUGAGCUCAUAAGAAUACAUCCCAGCAUAACCAGUCAUACCUCACAUUGCUCACCACGCUUGUUUUUACCACUUUUUAACCCAUUGCCGCCUGCUGCUGCUGCUGCUUGCUACGCAUCUUUACAAAUUGCUGUUAGCAUCGUUACACAUUUCUUCUCUUACAGUUCGUAGUAUUUUUUUUACUUCACUCUAUUUUCUUUCACGUGUUCAUAAAAUAGCAAGUUUAGAGAGUUUUCACCACUCUCUCUGGCCAGCUGGGCGCUCCAGUAAGAAUAGAACGUAGACCGUUAGGGAAUCUGGCCAAUAUUUAGCCAUGUUUUAACAACCUGUUCAGAUCUUAUCUUCUGUUCAAUUUUGCUAAUUUUGUGAACGCUGGGCACGCAGACAAAGCUGCCUCUCCUC